AUGGCUUCCCAUAAAGCCAAGAACCCCCUCGGGUUUACACCGUGGCCGGUGACAAUCAUCACGACAGCCGUGUACCUUGCCUUGAUCAUCCCUUUGCUGGUGAUACAUCACAACGUCCCAUCCGCGCCUCAGACGACCCCGAACGGCCUCAACCUCACAGAAGCUUGGCAAGACCUUCAAAGCCUCACUAAAGGAUUCCAUCCCUAUAAUUCGCACCAGAACGAUGAGGUCCGCUCAUGGCUGCUCGAGCGUAUCGACGCGAUCCAACAAUCCACCCCGUCCGCCGAUGCCUUCCAUGACGCACAAGAGGAAAAGCCAGACGUUUUCGUUUUCGACGACUUGGUUUCGAAUCUGACAUUCGUCGAUAAAACCGUCGGUGUUUAUUUCGAAGGGACCAACAUCCUGGUUUACAUCCGCGGUUCGGACGAUAAGAAAGCCCACUGGUGGGACACUCCCGGCCGGUUCCCCGUCGGCAAAGGCGGUGUUCUGGUCAACGCACACUAUGACAGCGUCUCGACCGGCUACGGCGCUACCGACGACGGAGUUGGUGUGGUGACUUGUCUGCAGCUGGUCAAAUACUUCCUGACGCCUGGCCACGCACCCCGACGCGGGCUGGUUGUUCUCUUCAACAAUGGCGAAGAAGAUUAUUUGAAUGGCGCGCGCGCAUACAGUCAGCACCCGAUGGCGAAAUUUGCCCACACUUUCUUGAACCUGGAGGGCGCCGGUGCCGGUGGGCGCGCUACCUUGUUCCGCAGCACUGACACGGAGGUUACCCAGGCAUACGCGAAGUCGCCGUACCCGUUCGGCUCCGUGCUGAGCUCGAAUGGGUUUGACAAGGGUUUGGUCAGCAGUCAGACGGACUAUGUUGUUCUCGAUGGUAUUUUGGGCUUGCGUGGAUUGGAUGUUGCUUUCUUCGAACCCAGAGCUCGCUACCAUACCGAUCAGGAUGAUGCCCGGCAUACGAGCUUGGAUUCGCUUUGGCAUAUGCUCUCCGCUGCUGUCGCGACUACAGAGGAGCUUGUUUCUGAUAACACCGAUCGAUUCGAUGGGCAUCUUCGAGAUGAUAGAACCGUACCUAGUGGCUCGGGGACUCGGGCUGUGUGGUUCGAUCUUUUUGGAAGUGCUUUUGCCGUUUUCCGUCUGCAUACGCUCUUUGCCUUGUCGGUCACUCUGCUGAUAGUGGCGCCCUUGACCUUACUCGUCACCAGUGUGAUACUGUCCAAGGCUGACAAGAUGUAUCUGUUCCGCUCCUCGGUAUAUUCUGAGAUUGGCGAGGAGUACAUCUCACUGCGUGGUCUGCGAGGAUUCUUCCGCUUUCCAUUUUUGAUUGCGAUCCCCACGUCGGUAACAAUCGGAUUGGCCUACCUGGUCACGAAGGUUAACCCCUUGAUCGCGCAUAGCAGCUCAUAUGCUGUCUGGAGCAUGAUGAUCUCCGCAUGGUUCUUCCUGGCUUGGUUUGUAUCCCGCGUCGCUGAUUUUGCGCGUCCAUCGGCUUUCCACCGAGUGUAUACCUGGACCUGGUUGUUUGUUCUGACUUGGUCUUUCAUGGUUAUUGCCACAGUCUACGAGAACGAGGAGGGUCUGGCUGGUGGGUAUUUUAUGUUGUUCUACUUUGCCGGCACUUUCCUGGCCACUUGGAUCUCAUACCUAGAGCUCUUCUCUUUACCCUCAAAAACUAGCUACGCUAGCCAGUUCGGCGACUCAAGGCGACCUAGUACUCAAGCCAGCCGCCUAGCCGCGUCUGGUGACGAGCAUCACGAAGAUGACGCAGAAGAGGACCCAACCGAGUCCACCUCGCUGUUGCAUGGUCCAAACCGGCCCACUUUUGCAAAUUAUGUUCGUGUCGGUGGAGAUCACCUGUCCCAUGGACCAGACGGGGAAGAAGAAGAAGAGGAGAAAGACCCCAACGUGUAUGAACAUGAACAGUCAUGGAGUGGGGCAAUUCCACGGUGGACGUGGAUAUUACAGCUACUAUUAACAGCCCCUGUUAUCCUGAUGUUGAUUGUGCCUCUUGGCCUCAUAAUUACCGGCGCUCUCAACCAGACAGGCCAGGAUGGCAGCCCCCAGCUCAUUGUCUAUCUCAUGACUGCCGGCCUCACCACACUGCUGUUUGCGCCCACGUUGCCCUUCAUCCACCGCUACACAUACCACCUACCUGUUUUCUUGCUCCUAGUCUGCAUCGGCACCAUGAUUUACAACCUCACCGCUUUCCCAUUCGCAGACUCUAACCGCCUCAAGCUGUUCUUUUUGCAGGAGGUAGAUCUUGACAAUGGGAUUUCCACUGCUUCAUUGACUGGCAUGCCUCCAUUUGUACAGGAUGUUGUAUAUGGCCUCCCCACGGCAGCAGGACAAGAGGAGACUUGCAGCUGGGUCAGAAAAAGCAAGAACGAGAUCCAGCGCUGCUCCUGGAAUGCACCACUGCCUCGUGUUACUCCUAACGCCGACACACUAUCUCUUGACAGCAACAAUACCGAGGCUUUGGUCCAAGCCACCGAACUUUCGUCUGAUUGGAUAACGUUCGGUAUCACUAACCCGGAGCCAGGAACCCCUUCGGCCCGGUUCGAACUAUCAGGUCAAAACACCAAGGCCUGUCGCAUCGACGUUGACAACCACAGCAUCAACAACUUUAGCGUUUCCGGAUCCUCUGCUCCAGAUGACCGCUUCAUUGACCCAUCUCCAGAAGGCUUGAAACAAAUCCGACUCUGGAGUCGCACUUGGGAUAACAGCUGGACUGUGGAUAUUGACUUCGCCAAGCAUGAUUCGUCCGACGCGGAUGAGGCCGGGACUACCAGCGACUCUAUCACAGGGCGUAUCACUUGCCUGUGGAGCGACAACAACCAAAUUGGUCUCAUACCGGCUCUUGACGAGGUGAAACAAUUCAGCCCAGCGUGGGUAGCUGUGACAAAGUUCUCGGAUGGCUUGAUCGAGGGAUCGAGGAAGUUCGAGAUCAAUCGGUCUGACUUUGGGCUCUGA
Messenger RNA from Penicillium salamii, 2973 nucleotides. Lineage: Eukaryota; Fungi; Ascomycota; Eurotiomycetes; Eurotiales; Aspergillaceae. The record is from the annotation of a GenBank genome assembly.